AUGGACCAUGAUUCACAAAUGGAGAGACGUAUUGGAAGCGAGCCACUGAUCCCAACUCGAGGCAUCAGUCCUUCUCAGUUUAUACGACCUCAAAAGGAUCAGGUGUCUCCUAACCCGACCGAACCUUCGAGGUUACAAGGGCUCCCCGAUGAGAUCCUCUUGAUGAUCGUCUCCUGUAUAUCGGACCCAGACGACAAACCAUCCCUCUUCGUCUUCUUCGCCCUCCGUCAGGUCUCUCGCCGAUUCAGACGUCUACUGCAAGCAGAGGAAUUUAUUACCCACCCUUUCUCCCAUAAGGGGUGCUGUCAACUAUGUUCAGAUGGCUGCACAGACAAAUACACAUCGCCAACCUGUCCACCGGGUGGUCGGCAUUGCUUCGACUAUAAGUACUUUGGAGAAGUGCAGAAUAAGAUCUUGGGAGAGGCUCUGUCUAUCAAGGGAAGAUGGGUAGCUAGAGGAUUUAGUGACUUCAUCAGAAGUUACACCACGUGCAAAAACUGCCAGGAAAGCCGGAAGGACAGGAUCAAGGCCGGUUAUUCGACGAUCUGCAAGUUUUCACUUCGCAGCCGUCAGGACUUUCUUCAUUGUCACUCCUGCGAUGUUGACCACCCUUCCGUGUGCUUUUCCCAAGACCAGGCAAAGCUGCCGAAUGGGCGAAUCUGUAUUGCAAAUGAGGGCUAUAUCCGAAUUUGUGAGCACAAGACACUCACCCGAGCCGAUAUACAAUUUCUUCUGCCUAGCGAGGUGCCUGAAGAUAGGCCGUUAUUCCUAACUAGCUGUGACCAUCCCGAUCACAAGGUACCAUGUAACUACAACUUCGACGAUACCGAUCAGACCCCUAGGGUAUUUGUCACAAACCCUGGCGGCUUCGGAGUUAUGCUGCAUAUUCUGUGGCAAGGGCAUUCGGGUAGCGAUCGAUCCAUGCUCCACCAAAGUGGCUAUCUGUAUCGACAUAAGCUCAACGACUCACUCCGAAAGAUUAGACAGAAUGGAGGACAGCUUUUCCUACCACAACGUGGCCCAAAUACGCUACCUGAAUGGAACGCAAUCUCCGAGAUCGACCGUUCUGAAGUAGUGUCAACAGAAGAAGACCUUAUCAAGCUCCGUGGUGGUUGGGGCUACAUGAACCGCCAACGUCGACACAACAUAACCAUUCUAGGCCCCGACAGGAUAGCGUGUGGUCACUGUAGGUACGACAAGAGCUGCAUUGUUGUCAAUUACCAUAGGAAGAUACGCUUCAUGGAUCGGGGCUUGAGCGGUGUGCCUCAUGACUGGUUUCAUGCCAUUGACAAGAAGUCAUACGUCUAUAAUGGACCUGCUGGCGUGCCUGAGGCUUGCAAUAACGACAUCUGUCGCAAUCACUAUGUGGGUAAGCAAGAUCCGGUUAAUAUGUGGAUAGAAAACGUCAAUCAGGCCUGCGAAAUUGGCGACGAUCGUUUUGGGAACAGGACGUGUAUGUUGGUAGCCGAAGAGAAGCAGCCUUAUGAGGAUGAUAGACGAACUUUUGAGUCAUGGAAUGUUCAUGAAAUUGAGGAGUCGGAAGAAGAACCCGCCCCAAGAGAACAACCUACACGAACCUUUGAGUCUUGCGAGGGUUACAGAACUGAGGAGUCAGAAGAAGCUCCCGCCCCAGGAGAAGAACCAACCCGUUUUAACCUGCAUAGUUUGACGACGGCGAUACUUAGGGCUUUUGAUUGGCAAUAUUGGCAAACUGGACGGGCUCAACUCUCAGCCGAUUGA
This is a messenger RNA of Fusarium odoratissimum NRRL 54006, 1740 nucleotides long. RefSeq lists its product as uncharacterized. The transcript has a single exon. The record is from RefSeq and is a predicted model, not a curated record. Gene Ontology annotation, molecular function: protein binding. Bases 1 to 1740 code for a protein of 579 amino acids. Lineage: Eukaryota; Fungi; Ascomycota; Sordariomycetes; Hypocreales; Nectriaceae.